ACCUUGGAGGUGUCUACGGACAACGCCGGCUCUUUGGCUUAGACAUGAACCCCCAGAGUCGGUCACGACUGGACUUAACAUCAGGGGAAAACCUUUAACCUUUAUCACUGCAAGGAUAUAGUGAAUGAUGAAUACUCAUGAGUUUUCUUGUUUUUCUGCCCAAAUUGUCCAGUUCCGCCUGCAUCCAAUUUAUAAUGCCAGCAGUAUAUCUUAUGACAGGUAUGGCCCAGGUGUUUAUGGCCUUGAUGGUGUUGCCUCCAUUGAGCUUGCUUUUGAGAAUUUUUCUAACCCUUUGAGUGUAUUCUUUGCUGACCACAGUAUUUAUUUAUUUAUUUGGAGUAGUUCACAAGUCGGGUGUAUGCAACCCGGCGACUGUCCCUAUAUGGGGAGAGAGGCGGGAUGAAAAGAAAGCAAAGAGGGGGAGAGGCGGGCUGGAAGCGGGGCGCGGCCCUGAGGGCGUGCGGGUGGCCCGGCCUGCUUGCCUUGCUUUGCCUUGCUUUGCUUUGCCUUGCCUGCCUUCCUUGCGGUGCCCACAGCAUGUGAACUUCACCUCUGUCUCUGGAGGGGCGGCCAGGGAAGAGGGAGGGAGGCAGGAGGAGGAGGAGGAGGAGGGGACCCGCCGCUGCCACCUCUAAGCAGCCGCUACGGGGAUUUAUUUAUUCCAAGGCAAGGGAAGGAGAGAGAGAGAGAGAGAGAGAGAGGCGCAGUCCACGGGCACGGAUCGAGAGCCCUCUCCGAGAAACAGCAACAAUCACAGCCCUGGCUGCCCCACGCUGCUUGCCUGCUUGCCUUCCUUAGGACGAGCAUCACAAGGAAAGCGAAACCGAGGGAGAGGCAAAGACGCGAGACGCCGAGGAGGGAGCCCGAAGGGGAAGGAAAGGCUCCUUCCAAAUGCUGGCGUGGGCGCAAGGCUUGUGAGAAGACCACUACUCCUACGACUGCCCUCCUCGUCCUCAUCCUCACGGAUUUCCGAGGUGGAGUCAUGCCGCGCAAAAGCAUCGCCCUGAUGGUCUUUCUGGAGUAUGUGGUUUCUGGGCAGCUCGGGGCAGAUUCAAUGAAGCUACAAGCCUUCCGUUGUGAUGGCCAUUCCUGCAACCCUGCUGUGGGGAAUCUAGCCACAGGCAGGACACCAACCACACUCACCACUUGUGGACAAAACAGCACAGAACUGUACUGCUUUUACCCCGAUCGCCAUCUCCUGCACCCAGUCUCCCAAGGUUGUGGACAACCCAGGUGCACAAAGUGCAAUGCCAACCAGCCUGAUAAUGCCCACCUCCCUUACGCCAUGACGGAUGACUUCUUUGUGAACCCAACGUCUUGGUGGCAGUCUGCACAAGGUGUCCAUCGGGAGGAAAUCAGGCUAGACUUCGAAACAGAGUUCUACUUGACCCACGUCAUUGUUGUGUUCAAGUCUCCUCGGCCAGCAGCCAUGGUGCUGGAGAGAUCCCAGGACUAUGGGCAGACAUGGAGGGCUUACAAAUACUUUUCUGUCAACUGCACAGCUACCUUUGGGCUCCCGGAUGACACCACUGAAGAGGGAGCUCUGUGCACAUCUAGGUAUUCGGAUGUGGUGCCUUGCACCAGAGGUGAGGUGAUUUUUCGUGCCUUAACUCCUGCCAACAAAAUUGAAGACCCAUACAGUCCUGAAGCACAAGAUCUUCUGAAACUCACCAAUUUGCGGCUCUUGCUUUUAAAGAGGCAAGAGUGUCCUUGCCAUGGUCCAGGGCUGCUGGAGAAACCCCACCGAUUUGCCCAUUAUGCCAUCUAUGACCUAAUUGUACGUGGCAGCUGCUUUUGUAACGGCCAUGCGGAAGAGUGUCAGCUUGCCAAUGGGACAGGUGUUGUUGAUAAUGUGGUCCAUGGGAGGUGUGUGUGCAGACACAACACUGCAGGACACCAUUGUGAGAGAUGUGCUCCAUUAUACAAUGACCAGCCAUGGGAGCCAGGCGAUGGAAAAACAGGGGCACCCAAUGAAUGCAGAAAGUGCCGCUGUCACAACCAUGCUGAUAGCUGCCAUUUUGACCGAAGUGUCUGGCUGGCAUCAAGAAAGAAGAGUGGAGGCAUCUGUGACAACUGCAAGCACAACACAGAAGGCAACCGGUGUCAGAGAUGCAAGCCAGGUUUUUACAGAGACAGGGGGAAGCCCAUUUCUUCCCCACAGAUUUGCAAACCCUGCUCUUGUCAUCCCAUGGGUACAGUGAGUGCCACCUUCAAUCAGAGCUGGAAAUGCCAUCCCAAAACAGGAUUCUGUUACUGCAAGGCUGGUGUUGCAGGCCCAAAGUGUGACAGGUGCCUCUUGGGAUACUGGGGCUUUGGAGAACAUGGCUGUCGACCUUGCGAUUGUGCCAGAGACUGUGACAAGCAGACUGGAGAAUGUCUCAAUAGUUAUGACAACCAGGCUUUUUUCAAUAUUCCAAUCGGUGGGAGAAUCCCUGAUCUCAUUCAAUCUCCAGCUAAUGAAAGUGACGAUGAGUGGCAGUGGAAUGACAAUGAACAGGGAUUUUCUGCAUUAAGACAUCCAGAAAAGUGUGUGUGCAAAGAAAGGAUACUAGGAAGUGCCAGCAAUUUCUGCCAAAUGAAAUAUGCUUAUGUGAUAAAAGCAAAGAUCCUUUCAGCUCAUGACAAAGGAACUCAUGCUGAAGUCAUUGUGAAGGUCAAGAAGGUUCUGAAAUCUGGCAAAGUGAAAAUCACAAGAAGUAACCGGAGCAUCUAUCCAGAGUCAUGGACCAACAGAGGGUGCACGUGCCCUAUUCUAAACCCUGGUAUAGACUACUUGAUAGCAGGACAAGAAGAUAUACGGACCAACAAGCUCCUCGUGAACAUGAACAGCCUGGUGAAACCUUGGAAAACUCACUGGGGCAAAAUCGUAGCUGACAUGCUUCGAACUGGAUGCAAAUAGUAUCUUCUUUUAUGAACUUUACAUGCUAGUACUAUUGCAGUGAAAGGCCUAGUUAGUUUUCUGUCAAUCAAAACAUCCCUGGUUAAGGGGAAUUUAAAAGAAAGACUCCCUUUACUUCUUCCCACUACGUGUUUUAGAAGGAAAUCUAUGAAAUUACCCCCCCCCCCCCAGAGAACAAUCCCCAUCUUAUACACACUCAAAGCUCUUCAGUACUGUAUAUCCUUUUGUAUAAGUUGACCUCAUGUAUAAGGCAAGGGACAGUCUGGGGUUUCAAAAUAGUUGAUUUUUAUACGACCCAUUGAUAAGCUGAGGGUCAUUCCAUUGAGAAAGGAAAGCACCAGUGUGGCCUGAAUGAAAACAGUCUGAAGUGGGUCCCUGGGGAAUGAGAGUGAGGGGAAUGGGUGCUUUUUUUUUUUUCUUUUUUUUUUUUACUUUUAACUCUACUCUCAGAAGGGGACUGUUCCUUUUUUUUUUUUUUUUAAGAGUUCAGGUACAGUACUCACAGUGACCCAUGGAUAGGUAGGACUAGUUUUGGGGAUAACUUUCUAAACUAAAAUUAUAGAUUUAUACAUAAGUAUACACAGUAGCUGGCUCUGUACAUUUUCCACAGCUGAACUGAUAGCUUCCCUCCGUGGUUUGCCAGAGCUUACACAUAUACCUAAAAUGCACUUCAUAUACAGAGACUGCAAUCUGACUUGGGUGCUUCCAUGAACCAAACUGAUAUGACUCAACAUGCAGAGGUGGCACUGAAGCAUUCCCUUUUGUGAGGCUACUCUCUUGAAGUGGCCCUGAGGAAUGAACUACAACUUUGCUAAGUUCCAUGGGUAAAAAAUACUCACAGGUUUCAAAGCUCACUGGACAAACUAGUUGAAAUACUAGAUCUAGCUUUUUUGGUUCCUUGAGUGUAUAUGUGUCCCCUUGGUGUUUGCACUGGAAUGGGAGGAUUCUGUAGAUAUAUUUAUGUUGUCUAUGCUUGUAUUUUGCCAGGGAAACGAACAGGCAGAGCCUGUGAGAGGAUAGGGGAGGACGAGAGGGUUCCUAGCACUUAGGCCUCCAGGAAUUCUGUGAGGUGGAAGGGCAUGCCUGGGAUCAGAUCCUGCAGGCAGGAAUUUCCAGGGACUUCCCUUUGCUUUUUGACACAGCUUUUAGGGAAAGGAGGUGGCUGGGUCUUAGUGGUAGGCCAGUUCCAUUAGAGCCCAUGGAUUGGUCUUCUGUGGGGCUGUUGUUUCAAGAUACAUACUAGCUCAGCAAUCCUGCCUAUACAGGUGAGUCUACCUGCUCUUUUCAAGGAUCUGCUCCCUAACUGCUUUUCCAUUGUCAUGCUUUGCACCAGCCAGCCUUCAGGAAGAUUGCUGCUACAAAGGACUUUGUGGACCAGUGACAUUUCCUUUGCCAGGCAAAAGGUACCAUGAACCUAUAAAUUCUGUGUCUAAGUGGCAACUAGAACCUGGCUUGAUCUGGGUUUGGUGCAUUCAGCAAAGCACUUGAAAGACAUUGUGAUUAGCAAAUGGGAUGUAUUAGACUGAUGACUUCAGCUUGCAUGAUCCCUCACCAAUUAUUCUGCUAACUAGGAAUUUUAGUCUGAUAGCUGGAGGGCCACAACUGGGGUAGUCACAUGGUUACUAAGACAUCUGUUUCCAAGGUACUAUCUGGUCCUCAAACUCUGCCCUAUUACGAGUUAAUUCAUGUAAAGAUUCAUACUGCCACUUGGGCUGUCCACAGUUGCUUGCCUGCUCUAGGUAUAUACACGUUUGUAGAACAAAUUACUCAAAGUGUGCAUAUAGUCUAAUUGGGCCAAAAGCCUAUGCAGAGAGAACAAGGCCAUGAAGAAGUCUGAAGUGCAGACCUUCAGGAGGAACUGGUUACUGAGGCCCUUUCUAAACUACCAUAUAAUCCACAUUAUCUGCUUUGAACUGGAUUAUCAGAGUUUGCAUUGCCAUAUAAUCUACUUCAAAGCAGAUAAUUAGGAUUUUAUAUCGCAGUGUAGAAGGGGCCUGAGGCAAUGCAGGUGAGCAAGCAUUUUGGCCCCUUGUGCUGCCUGGGUGCCAUAAGGCUUGCCCUACAGAAAAAUUGGGAAGGGAGCCAUUUAUGGCUUUCCAGCAACUACUUAGGCUUUGUUAUAUGAUAAUGCAGAGGAAAGCAGAUUAAAAAUGUUCUUUUCACUGUGGUCUUUAUCACACUCAACCUUUUCCAUAAGAUAUAACUACUUGCAGUGUGAACCAGCCACAAGUGUUUAUGAGGAGACCCAAGCAUUGAGUGUACAUGUACAAUAGUUGGGCCUUAGUUAUUUUCCUGCAUGGCUCAAACUAUAUGGCCACCUUUUCUGGCUUGUAAUGUGCUCACUUAUGCAAUAGGCACAUUUAACAAACAAAAAAACCCCCAAAAAACCUGCUAUGUGGAAAAUAUAUCUUUUUUUUUCUUGUAAGAAAAAAUCAGAAUCAAUUUUAAUCCAUUGUAAAUACCUGACCAGUUUGUAUUAUGGAUCUUCUAUUAGAAACAUGUACUCUCUUCCCCACCCCAGUUGUGCAGCAGUCAACCCAUCUACAUUAACCAUACCUAGUACUUCAAUUUAAAUAGUGUCUUUAUGGUGAGGUAGGCAAUUUCCAGAUGUUUUUGGACUGCAACUCCCUUGAUCUCUCCUCAUUGGCUGUGCUAACCAACCCGGAUAAUACAUGUAGGAAAAACAAACUGAAUGGCCACAUUUGUCCACCUCUGCCAUAAAGAAACACAAAACUGAGCAUGGAUGUUAGUCUCUAAGAAGGAGAAGAAGCUGUAGCAAGUAAAAUAGGCUACCAUUUUCUAGCUUCCAACAAGACAUAAUAGACAUGGACCAAACUAUUAAAAUGUAGGAAGCUUUCAUUCUAUGCUAAGCAGCAUCCAUGAAAGACAUGUGUUCACGAUCUGCAAUCAGAAAAUGUGUACUUCUUACACAUUAUUUAUUCUAAAACUUGUUUUGAAUGCGAAAUGGUCACUUGCCACCAACCUCAACUGAAAGCAUGGAAAUAAAUGUAAAUUAUGGGAACCGUGUGUGAUAUACAAAAAUUAACAACCUGUAACAUAACAGGACAAGACUUUUUACAUAUUAUUGGUCUUUUGUUUAGGAUCUGAUAGUGCAUUUCAGAUAAUCUCUGAACAGGACAAAUUUCUUAGCAAUUACGUAAAUUUUCAUUAAAAUGCUGGUUUGUUUGGACACAUUAUUGUAAACUCUACAUUUAUGUCAAAUUGUAAUGCUGGUUUCCCACAUCAGGUAAAGAGCUAGAUUGGCUACAUAUUGCUAGAUCUAAAAUAUUUCAUUUAUAUAAAGACAUUUCUUACAAGCUCUGCUUUUGUACCUGCAGUUUUGUGGCUUCAAAGACGGGCAAGGGCAACUGAUGUUUCUGUGUCAUUUCUUCAUUUCCAGAGCAAAAUUUAAUAUACACAAAUGAUGUCAGGGAUUUUGGGUUAGGAUGUUCACAUAGCACCAUAUAAAAGCUGGGCAUCUGACCAUUUGCUUUUGUCAUAUAAUCAGUGUACACCACAUUGAAAUAAAUGGUGAAAAAUAAAUUCUGUGGAACAUAGAUACUGAGUUGGAGCCAGUCUAAAGCAUCCAUUUAAGUGAUCUCCACUAGUGUCCAUGACUUCCCUCCCUUUUCUCUCCCAAGUCCCACAGCAUUUACACCAUUUAAUUUUAUCUGUUGCUCUUGUAUGGCAUUUUUCUCCCAGAGUGGGACCCAACGCAGCUUCAAAAGCUAUUCAUAAUGAAAUUAAAAGAGCAAACAGCAAAACAUUGAAAAACAUUUACAAGAUUAAAAAGAAUAAAAUAACCUCAUAUAAAGCUCUCCUACCUAUGUUUUUGUUGCCCCACAGGAUGUCUCCAAAGUCCCUGGAGGCCGUACUAUGUAAUUUUUGAGGGGGUGAGAAAUCAUCUCAAAAAUUGCACACAAAGCCAGAACUUGCUCUGUGAACCAAUUUGAUGCAAUCCAAGGCUAUCUUAACCAUUUCCUAUACCUACCUAGCCCUCUCCCAGAAUAGGGCCAAGCUGAAAAAAGCUAAAAAUUAAAGCAAUUCAAAAUGAAAGUCACUUCCAAUUUUGAUGUACUUUUCAGAAUUUUGUUAUCAGUGCAGUUCUUGUGUGCCUAUAAGGAAUACAAACUGGUUAUCAUCCCUGGUACACUUGCUGCCCUGAUUGGAAAAUUAGUACUAGGGUUGUGGUUGGUAUUAAUCAGAGUCUGGGUGAUCUAGAUUAUAGUCCCCACUGAGCCAUGAAAUUUCCCAUGUAGCCUUGAGCCACUCACAGACUGUUGUGAGGAUACAAAGACAGCCAUGUGUAGGAAGCACCUUGAAUCCAUCUGAGGAAACACAGGACAUAAAUGUUAACUAACAUGCAGAGAAAAAAAGUGCCCACAGUUCAAUAAAAGGUUAAAUGACUGCGGUUAACUAGCAUAGGAUACAAGCUCAUCAUAUUAUUAUAGUUAGCCUGAAAAAAGUAGGAGAGAAAACAGCAGAACACACCAGCCAAGCAUUAUACUGUUUCCUAAUAACCAGGACGUUUUUAUAAAGGUUCCAAUCAAAUAAAUGCCCCUCCUAAGAAGUAUCCUGUAUUUUAUCUGACUGCUUGAGACCAGAUCUUAUAGCUGUUUAGGCGCCGUUUUAUCACUUCAGCACUUUUGGCAUCUGUUUUGACUGCUCUUUAUCCAAGCUGAGAGGCUUUUUCACACUCUUUUCUGUUAGAGGAGAAUGUAUUUCUAAAUGCCUGCAAUCCAUUCCCAGGAGUGAACUGCUGACAGAGAACUGGUACUUCCACUCCACUUCAUUAAAUGAAAAGUGAACGCCAAUGAUCAGACAGCACUUAAGAAAGGGCAUGGAAGAGACAGCCAUGAAGCCCCUUUACGUCUUAUUUAAACAGGCCACUGUCAAUGCAGGAGACAACAACCAGCUGAAGAGACAAGAGCUCUAACAUUACUAGCAGUGAGAACUCAUUAACACCUUUGUAUUUGUUUUAAGCUAGAUGAGCAAGUGCCAAGGUAGAGCUCCCCAGAAAAAUUAGGUGUUGAUUGGAUUUGAUUUCAGAGUAUAGCAUGACUGCUAAAGGUUAGAAUGUACCUUUGUCUGCUAAAAAGGGGUAUAUAAAGCAUUAAUACAGCAAUUCAUUUCCAGGAUAUAAUUUUGGUUGUCAUCUAUUUCCAAGAACACAACAGCUCUACAAAAAUGUUAAAUGAAUGAGAAUACACAGAAAUGCAUAUUAUUUUCAACUGGUAUAAGUUUAGACAGUCCACCCACCAAAACACUUUGCAUAACUUGGAACAAAGCCAUGUGUUGAUGGCAUCAUGCAGUGGAUCGUUUCGACUUAUAAGAGAAACAAGCCUACAGUUAUGGGAUAUCACUGAGCCUGGGGGGGGGGGGGGG
Anolis carolinensis (green anole) is the source of this 8284-nucleotide messenger RNA. RefSeq names its product netrin-4. Gene Ontology annotation, biological process: tissue development; substrate adhesion-dependent cell spreading; animal organ morphogenesis. Gene Ontology annotation, cellular component: laminin trimer. The coding region runs from base 983 to 2899 and encodes 638 amino acids. The transcript has 10 exons. NCBI's taxonomy places the organism in Eukaryota, Metazoa, Chordata, Lepidosauria, Squamata, Anolidae. The record is from RefSeq and is a predicted model, not a curated record. Gene Ontology annotation, molecular function: protein binding.